AUGAGCGAUCAGAGCUUGGGCGUUUCCUUUAGGGAUAAGUAUAAAGGAGACGGCGCCAAUAGUACCCAUACUAACCAGCUUUCUUUAAGUACAGAUAAUAAGACUCUUAAAGAUGAUAAUGUAUCGAAAGAAGAAAAACUUAAAAAACGCCGAGAGAGGUUAGCUGCCUAUCGUUUACAGAAAGAAAAAGAACUUGGGAGAGAAACUAAUAACACUACCAACGCUGUUGACUUAGAGGAGGAAAAAAAGCGUCUUCUUGAACAAAAGAUCGAGGAAUGGAAGAAGAAAAGAUUACAGACCGCAGAAUCCGAAGAGCAAAAAUCAAGCACACGAUAUGAUCAAGCUGGAACAAAGAAGAACAAAACGAGUAUAUCAGUGAAAAAGCUCAAAACUAAGAUUAAUCUUAUUCCUAACCAAAAGAAAAGACUUCGCUUUGAUCAAGAAGACGAAGAUCCAGGUGACUUGAAAAAGACAUUCAAAAAGCCCAUUUUAUCUCUGAAUUCGUAUAAUGAAAUUAAUAAAGAAUCAGACAGGAAGGAAACAGCUGAUGAGUUAGAUGCUUUCCUUGAUAGUCUUAACGAUCCUCAAAAGACACCCGUACCGACUGAAUUCUCCCAUGAAAGUGCUCUUGAGACGACUAAUGCCAAAGAUAAUGAGGAAGAUCUAAACGGAGAGUAUAGCGACUCCGAUGAAGAGCUAAAUACUGAAGAGGAGCAACGAAGGAUCCUUACAUCGAAACUCUCUAAGCUCCAAAAUAAAGAGAAAGAUUUAGAAAAAAUUGAUCAUGAUACUAUUGAUUACAAACCAUUUAGAAAAAAUUUUUAUAAGGAACCUUUUGAAGUAAAAUCAUUAGCUGAUCAUGAUGUAGAAUCAUGGAAGCUUGAACUAAGUGGUAUAAAGACAAUCGGCAAAGAUUGCCCGAAGCCAAUUUUCAAAUGGUCACAAUUGGGGUUACCCUCUCAAAUGAUGAGCAUUAUUGAGGACAAGUUAGGAUAUGAACAUCCCACUGCUAUUCAAUGUCAAGCUUUGCCAGCCAUUAUGUCUGGGAAAGAUAUUAUUGGUGUGGCCAAAACAGGCUCUGGGAAGACAUUAUCCUUUGUACUUCCCAUGAUACGACAUAUUCAAGACCAGGAGUCAUUGAAAAAAGGAGAUGGUCCAAUAGGUCUCAUUUUAGCCCCCACAAGGGAGUUAUCAUUACAAAUUUACCGUCAAUUGGCUCAUUUUUCCAAAAAACUCCAAUUUACUGCCAGUUGCAGCUACGGAGGUGCUUCAAUUGAACCUCAAAUAGCUGACCUUAAAAAAGGAGUUGAAAUAAUUGUUGGGACUCCGGGUAGAGUUAUAGAUUUAUUGGCAGCUAAUGGGGGUAGAGUCACAAAUCUUAAAAGAGUAACAUUUUUAGUUUUAGACGAAGCGGAUAGAAUGUUUGAUUCAGGGUUUGAACCUCAAAUUUUGAAAAUUAUUUCCCAGAUUAGGCCCGACAGGCAAACAGUUUUAUUUUCAGCAACUUUUCCAAAAAAGAUGGAACUAUUGGCCAAGAAGCAUUUAAAUAAUCCUAUUCAAAUAAUUGUCGGAGGAAUCAGUGUUGUUGCACCUGAGAUAACUCAAAAAGUUGAGCUUUUCGAUGAAGCAAACGAAUCCCAAGAUUUGGAAAGUCAUAAAUUUGAAAGGCUCGUAUCAAUUUUAAAGGAGACAACCGCGUCGGAUAUUAGGUGCAAGAUUUUAAUAUUUGUUGAGAGACAAUCUGCUGCAGAUGACUUGUUAGUAAAAUUAUUAUCUGAGGGGCUUUCAAGUUUGGCAAUACAUGGAGGAAAAGACCAAGUAGACCGUAAGCAUGCAAUCAAGGAUUUUUCAUCUCUGACGACUGGAAUUAACAUUUUAAUAGCUACGUCUAUUGCUGCAAGGGGAUUAGACGUUAAAAAUUUAAAACUUGUCAUCAAUUACGACCCUGCUAAUCAUCUAGAGGAUUACGUACAUAGGGUUGGUAGAACGGGAAGAGCAGGAAAAAAAGGCACUGCAAUCACGUUUGUAUCAUCUAGCCAGGUAAAGGCAAUAGCUGACCUAGUGAAGGCAAUGACUUUAAGUAAAGUUCCUGAAGAUCAAAUCCCACCGAAACUAGUUCAGAUUAAUAAGGAGUUCUUGGAACAGGUUAAAACGGGAAAGACAAAAUCGAGCUUUGGAUUCGGUGGCAAAGGCUUAGGAAACUUACAAGAAGUAAGAGAAACGACCAAGGAGCUCCAAAGACAAGCUUUUGGUAUUGUAUCGAAUGAUAAUAAUUCAAGCAUAAAAAAAGAAGACCAAGAUACUCCUGGACCAAAUCAUUCUGAAUCGGAUGACAAUAAGGAGCUUUUUAAAUUUGAAAUAAUAGAGGGAAGGGCUCCUGAAACUUCCGGUCCUGAUAAAUGUAAAUUCCAUACUAGAAUCACAAUCAACGAUUUGCCUCAAAAGGCUAGAUGGGUGGCCGUAAAUGGCAAUAAUUUGUCGAAAAUAAUUGAAUCAACAUCCACAUCUAUUACAAGUAAAGGUCAAUUUUAUCCACCAAACGCUAAAAUACCAAAGCCCACAGUGAAGAAUGGAAAAGAAGUUCCUCCUGUGCCUAAAUUGUAUUUACUAGUAGAGGGAUUGACUGAAAACUCUGUAAAAGAAGCUAGUAAUAUGAUAAGACAAAAUAUGAUUGAGGGUUUAGAGAUAGCAGAGAAAGAACAGAUACGGGCACCUCCGAUGAAAUAUUCGGUGUAA
Messenger RNA from Priceomyces carsonii, 2736 nucleotides. It is a transcript of the gene PRP5, whose product is annotated as DEAD-box RNA helicase. The transcript has a single exon. Gene Ontology annotation, molecular function: RNA helicase activity; RNA binding; ATP binding. Bases 1 to 2736 code for a protein of 911 amino acids. The record is from RefSeq and is a predicted model, not a curated record. NCBI's taxonomy places the organism in Eukaryota, Fungi, Ascomycota, Pichiomycetes, Serinales, Debaryomycetaceae.